AUGGGUGCUGGCUACUCCCACUGCAACCUCAUACUUGCCAUAGAAGAAGAGCCUCCAGGAAGGCAUGAGAAGGUCAAGAGGAAGGGGAAGCACCAGUGCCACUUCUGCAACUACUCCAACGAUCACGCAGCCAAUGUUGAAACUCACGAGAGAAGUCACGCUGGAAAGAAGCCCUAUGUGUGUAGUGUGUGCUGCAAGGGGUUCACAGAAAAGCGGAGCUUGGACAGACACUGCAAGGCAGUUCACGAGGACUUGAGGAAGUACACGUGUUCACUCUGCGGGAGUGCUUUUAAGCGGAGGCAACAUCUACAGUAUCACGAGAGGGUGCACCUCAAAUAG
Ornithodoros turicata is the source of this 339-nucleotide messenger RNA. Its product is annotated as zinc finger protein 596-like. NCBI's taxonomy places the organism in Eukaryota, Metazoa, Arthropoda, Arachnida, Ixodida, Argasidae. Bases 1 to 339 code for a protein of 112 amino acids. Gene Ontology annotation, cellular component: nucleus. The record is from RefSeq and is a predicted model, not a curated record. Gene Ontology annotation, molecular function: DNA-binding transcription factor activity, RNA polymerase II-specific. The transcript has 2 exons. Gene Ontology annotation, biological process: regulation of transcription by RNA polymerase II.